CGGCGGUGCGAAGGCGUUUGGACGGCGCGAAUCAGUCGUCGUCAAAGCGUCUUGCAGAAGGACGCCCGAGACGCUUUCAGUAGCGAUUCCUGCGGCGUCGUUAUCGCGCUCUCUUGUCGAUCGCGUUUUGUUUGUAAUAAGAGUCGUCUUGGAAACUUUUUGACCGGAGAACCGAUUUGCAUUUUGCCGCAAUCGAACGGCAGUGUGGGUUCGGUUGGUUUGGGGGUUAGUGGCGAGUUCUUGGACGACUCGGAUUGGGUUUUCCAACAUUCAAGUUAUUUCCAUUCUUGAGCAGUAAAAGAUCUCGUUAAUACACUGGCCUAAAGAUAUCUACCGAUUAUUGCCUCCGAGAUAUUGAGAGGGGUGCACUUAGCUACCCAUUCACCAUGCUGAUAUUUUUUCUUUCUGGAAUAGUGUUUGGCCUAGCCCAUGGAGAAGAGCCAUCCACAAGCACAGGACUUCCUUCCAUGAGGGAUAGUUUGACGAAUCCCAUGCACGUAUACGACGGAGAUGAUGCACUGAUCACCUGCGUUGUGAGAAAUAUAGGAUCCAAUACGGUGAUGUGGAAGAAAGAAGACAGAGAGCGCCACAGUACCAGGGUGCUGACCGCAGGGGAGAAUAGAGUUACCGCUGAUAAGAGGUUCGGUGUGUUGCAUGACUCAGGCAACGACGGGUCUAGCGAAUUACCUUCGGGCGGCGACGUCUGGGUGUUGGUCAUAAAAAAUUCACGACUCACCGACUCCGGGAUAUACGUAUGCGAGGUGAACAGCAAUCCCAUCGUCAGAAGUUUUCACAAACUGAGCGUUCUUUCUAAGUCGAUGGUGCCUGCUACUAACUUGACGACUGAUAUUAUUCCAUUCGAUGAUCCGAAAAGUAUAGCCGUAAGAAACCAUAAUUAUACGGAUUGUUGUGUGUUACAAAAUGUGUCAUCGGGAUGUUUAGGUUUCUGCAAUAUUCAAAGCAUAUUAGAAGGCAUUACAGGUCAGGAUCCGGAACAUUGCGAAAAAGAUUUUCCGUCCAUCGUCAAAUGCAUGGCCGAUGGUAGAAACCACGUCCCGUGCUGCAUCCACGAAAGAGUACCGGAUAUAUGCCAGGAUGUGUGCAGAGGCGAAUAUACAGCUAUCACGGAAAAUAUAAAAACCCAUUUCUCAUGCUCCGCUUAUACAGAACAAACUUUGGCUUGUAUCGUGGAAGGAAUACAGUUAUUGCCGAGUCCUCCAGAAGACGUCGAAGUUGACGCACUUACCGAGAAGUCUAUCCGAGUGGAAUGGUCGCGUCCACGAUCUAACAGUCAAACCAUCACGCAGUAUAUGGCCAAUUUAACGGCUCUGAGAAGUUUCGACGAAAAUUCCGAUUCAUUCGAGGAUAACACCAGCGGCAACAACACGGUUACUACAAUAAUUCAAAGCGUUCCUGCAGAUCAAAAUUCGUCAGUUUUCAAUGAUCUCACCCCGUUUACAAUGUACGAAGUCACUGUCACAGCACAUAAUUUAGUCGGAUCUUCCCUUCCAAGUUACGCCAUUAGAACUCUCACUCUAGCACCAGGACAAGUUAAACAAACUAUGGUCGGCCAUACGCCGGCUCUACCUGAUAUACGAAGCUGUUGUGCCAAUAAGGGUAUCACCCACAAAACAUGUCUAACUAAACUUUGCGACCCCAUAGAGGCGGAGUCUGUUGAAAUUACCGACAUGAUGAUCUGCGCUCCUUGGGCCCAAGACACAUUCGGCUGCCUUACUAACGGUAUGGAUCACACGUCUUGCUGCCGGACCAGAGGUCUUCCGGAAAUCUGUCAGCAGUUGUGCACCGGAAAUGUUUCGAGCAUCGAUUUUAAUUAUUUCAAAUGUCUACGGUACAUGGGCGAAUACACAAACUGCCUUCUCCAGGGAUAUGGAGUGCUACCCAGCGCACCCACUCAAGUUCACAUUUCCAACGUGGGGACUGAAUACGCACUUUUGUACUGGUCCGCGCCAAAAACUCUAGGAGAUACCGUAAAAAGCUAUAAUGUGCACACUAUGAAAGUGAAUUCUGCAGAUGAGGAAGAGGAAGAAAAUCACCGAGUAAUAAACAAAGCGCAGAGUCCGUUUGUAAUUGAAGGGUUGGAAAGUGUCACUGACUACGAGGUUUACGUUGAAGCAGUUAAUGCACACGGGGUUGGCAAUCCAAGUCCAAGGCUGAUAUUCAGAACGGGAAGUAAGAUAGAGGAAGAAAAAAUCGAAGAAGCUUCUCUUUAUAACGUUACUGCGUGUUGCGUGGAGGCGCAGCUCAAUAGCGUGUGUCUUCCUCUUUGCACGUACGAUGCGAAUAUGAACGAUAUCAAACGUUUGGCGGUAUGCGGGUCUGAGUUCCACACCAUACUUCGAUGUGCGGCCGGUGGAAGGAACCACGGGACUUGCUGCAGCAGAAGAGGCGUUCCGCCAGCUUGCUUAUCGUUAUGUUCGGGCGUGAUCGUAGAUUCAUUACGGACCACAGCUGCCAAUUGCGUCACUUAUAUUGGAAAUAUUGUACAGUGUUUCGAAGAAGGGACAGGCACAUUACCAGGUCCAGUGACGGCUCUCCAUGCGAUUUCUGUAGACCAGGCCAGUAUUCUCCUCGAAUGGUCGCCACCGGAAGAUGGCGCCAACGUAACCGAUUAUGUGAUACACUACCAAAAAGUAGAUAAUACGUCAAUGUACGAAACCCUAUUAAAACUAGAUCAACAAAUGAAUACCACAGGAACCUCGACAACAUUAACGGGACUGGAAGAAAAUGCUACUUAUCACGUUUUCGUAGUAUCAAGAAACCAUCAUGGAACCUCCCUGCCCUCGUCAAUAGUUGUCAUACAGCCGACGAAAUCAGAUGAUACUAAAUGGGUAAACGCUGUACCAUCGCCCCCUCACUCUUUAGCAGUGGCCAGCCACAGCGCUACCUGGGUUACGAUCAGUUGGCAACCGCCGGAAUUUAGUCAUCCGUCGGAAAUAAUAACCUACAGGUUGUACUACAAAUCGACCGCAGAUGAAACCUACCAAAUUAAAAAUGUAACGGUGACUACUUAUAUGAUAAAAGAUCUAAGUCCCAAUACUCAAUAUAUUAUAUACGUCGAAGCAUCUACCGACAAAGGGGUGAGCAUGCCAUCGGAAACACUCAUCGCUUGGACAGACCCUGCUUAUCCGGCAUUUGUGGAGCCACCCACAGUUCACCCGAUAAAUUUAGUCAUCGAGGGUAGCAGCAUGACUAUCCUGUGCAUUGCUAUGGGAAAUCCAAUGCCAACUAUUUCGCUGUACAUUUCUGGAAGGCUGGUGAGGCAGGAUACUACCCGACACAUGGUCACGGUAAUUCAUAACGUAACCAGGGAUAUGGAUCAGAUUUCAUGUUACGCUGACAACGGAUACGGAACGCCAAUGCAGGCUUCCAGGAAAAUUAUUAUUAGUCACAAACCAAACAUCCAAGCAAGCGGCAUCACGAUGGCAACAAUCGGAGACUCGGUAGUAUUGGAGUGCAAAGUGGAGGCCACUCCUGAACCAAAACUAAUCUUCUGGAAAAAUUACGAAGAUCGUAUGCCUGUCAUACAAGGAGGAAAAUACGACGUCUCAAUCUCGAAGGCCAAAGACGAGGACGACAAAUAUGUCAUGCAUCUAACAAUAAAGCAAAUAACCGAACUAGAUGUCGGCGAGUAUUACUGUCACGCAGAAAAUGCUUUCGGCAGCGCAACUCAGCCCGUAUCGGUCAGGAUAAGGAGUUUAGCGACCAUAACCAAUGUAACGCAGUGUUGCAUGGAACAGAAUGUCUCUACGCCAUGCAUGGACGCGUGCUACUUCCACUUGGACAUCGACGCAGUUAUCGACAAGCCAGAAUGUAUCAAGGACUUCGACAAGUUGAUGAAGUGCGCGGCCGAUGGCUCGGAUCAUAGGAAUUGCUGCGCACAUGCCAACGUGCCCAGGAGGUGUUUGGAUUGGUGUCGAGGAGAACCAAUUUUGUCUCACAAAUCCUGUGUGUUGUCUCACACCAAACAUAUUAUGAACUGCUUCCACGAAUUAAGAGAUAAGCUACCGGGACCGCCACAAAAUAUUAGAGUUGAAUUUGUCGACUCUCAUUCCGUUUACAUUCUGUGGGACCCCCCACUGAAAAAUCCCCACAGCGUCGAGAUGUACAGAGUCUUUUGGAGGGCGGUGGAUUCUCCUAACAGAUCUAGUCAAAAAGGUGACACAUCGGAAACUCAACUGAAGAUCAGUAAUCUGAAAGACGGUACGACCUACGAGGCGGUAAUUAAAGCGGGAAACAGCAAAGGUACCUCCACCUUAACGGACCCCAUUAAGUUUACCAUGGGUGAGAACUCGCUUUACAUCACUCCAGCCGCUAGUCAAAGUACCGAAGGAAGUCACGUGGGAGUAGCUGUAGCUGUAGUGCUAGCUCUAGCGGUCGUAGCCAUAGUCAUAGCAGCCGGAGUGUGGUUCGUGCGAACGAGGCGAAUGCUGGGCAUCAAGGGUUCUGGUGGAAUUGCUUUUGAAAAUCCAAGUUACCUCAGAGAGGUUAACAUGGAUCAUAUACAGGUCCCUCAGAGUCAGCUGAACGAUUCCGCAACGGCUUUGAAUGGUACGGCUAAUGGUAGUUUAGCCAUUUCGGCAGCGUCGGGUGGACCAGGAUGGAAGAACGAACCGCUUCACGUACCGGCUGCCCAAGAAGUCAACCCGACGCUCUACGAAGAACUCAAAUUGGGACAAGAUGGUGCAGGAUUUAAGCGACUGAAACCCUAGUAUGAGGGUCAGACGGGCCGUGGGGGACAAGAAUCGCGGUUUUAGGUUGAUAGGGACAUUUUUUCGUCUUACCCAAGUACACUCAUUGUGAUAGUUUGUAGAGAGAGAGAUUGUUGCAGUUUGUGUUGAUUGUGCCCUGAAGUUGGAUAAAUCCUUGGUAAUUAUUGUUGUGUGCGCAAUUAUGCAAACAGCAGCUUUGCAGACCAAAUUGCUUUGUUUAGCUCAGAUGGCCCACAACACCAUACGAGUUUUCAAAUUUAGGUUGGGUAUUUUAAGUCUGUCGACUAAGUAGGUCAUUUCCGGGUCAUCUUCAGGGCACGGGUAUUGUAUAUGUUAUUUUAAUUAAUAUUCUUGCAAUACCUCAUUAUGUAGCAUAUUAAUUUUAUUGUUUAUGUUAGGUCGUAAGAGAACAAAAUGUGAUUUAAGUUUAAAAAAAAGGAGCAAAAUAUAAUUUUGGGAAGCCAGAUAGGAAGCGGUCUCCAUAAAAAAAUAAAAUAUUUGCACUGUAUAGAAAUAAAUAUUGACAAAAUAGCGUAUAUUAAACUAGCGAAUAGUAGCAGUAUUGAUAAUAUAGUUUUAGACGAAAACUGGCCGAGUGGUAAACGUAUGAAAUGUAUAUUAUUAAAAUCUCAAGGAACAUUCGGUCGGCUUUUGAGAUGUUAUACUGUUCAAUGGUUUGAGUUGAAAUCACUGUUUUAUGCCGCAGAAAAUUUGUUAACAGAUUCGGAAUCAAAGUACCAACCAAUCAAUUCGGGAGUUCGUAUACCAAAAUAAACAUAUCAGCCGUCACGAAAAUGUUAUUCCUUCGCUAUGUUUAUGUUUGUCGAAAAAACAGCAGUUUUAAUGUAAAUUAGUGUGGAUUUAUCACACGAGUGAAUGUGCCUUUAAUCAACUAAAUGUAAACUGUAAAUUUGUACUUUGGUUAUAAUGUUGCUUGAGGUAGUUCGUUUGUAAAUAAUUCCCAGAAGUUUGUAAUAUAUAUGUCUCACUAAUAGUGAUGAACUAGCGUAUAGCGAAAUAAAAUAUGUCCCAAACAAUAAUUUUUAUUUUUCCACCACUCGAUAGCUUCAAAUCUUCUUCAAACUGGAGCCAACAGAUUGGAUACAAAAAUGAUUAUUCUAAGCUGCAAAGGAUAUUGAGAUUUUUGACCUAUAUUAUAAAGUUCCUGCCUUUUCAACAGCAAAUUUGUCGAAUUUCCACAGUCAAACCGUUGCCUAAGAAAAAAAAUUAUGUAACUCUAAUUGGCCACGUGAAAACUCACUUUUUUUGCUUUAUCACAAAACUUGACCAUCUCUAAAGUUAAAGCUUAUAAUAAGAACUUUUCCUAACCUUCACUCUAAAAUCUGCUCGGACGAUUAAAACGUAAACUUCAUUAAACACUGUCGCGAACCAAUCCGAGC
This is a messenger RNA of Cylas formicarius (sweet potato weevil), 6130 nucleotides long. RefSeq names its product Ig-like and fibronectin type-III domain-containing protein 2. The transcript is spliced from 23 exons. Gene Ontology annotation, molecular function: protein binding. Lineage: Eukaryota; Metazoa; Arthropoda; Insecta; Coleoptera; Brentidae. The record is from RefSeq and is a predicted model, not a curated record. The coding region runs from base 387 to 4730 and encodes 1447 amino acids.